Messenger RNA from Octopus bimaculoides (California two-spot octopus), 1020 nucleotides. RefSeq lists its product as uncharacterized. The record is from RefSeq and is a predicted model, not a curated record. NCBI's taxonomy places the organism in Eukaryota, Metazoa, Mollusca, Cephalopoda, Octopoda, Octopodidae.
GAAUACCACACUUGAAGUUCUUCGAAAUUGGUUUUAUGUUUUCUGUAACCUAAACGAAUGCCACCUGGCGGUUAACGAAAUUGUGGAUCUCGAGUUACCCCCCUUACAUUUUCUUGGAAAUAAUUCAGGAUGUGACUGGUUCCUCUUUAAAUUAUUCUUCUUUGUCGAUGGAAGGAAUUCAGAACCAACAAUGAAUUUUACAGAAAAGCAGAAAACAGGUUGUCGUGAACUACUUAACCAAUUCGAUUAUGAAGUCAUUCUGUCGCUGUCGAACACAGUAACUAGAAAAUCUAUUUCUGUGGUCAGCAGAAAAGAGGCUAUUGAAGCCAUCCUCUCGUUUUCUAUGUCAGCAAAUGAACUUUUGGGCCGACAGAAAAUCACACGAGACUUCUUGAUGCAGUAUCUUUUCAGCCAACGUCUUUCAGUGUCUGGUAAUUCUUCUAAACAGGAAUUAAUUUCUCGAAUUUUAGAAUAUUGGUCUGGAGAAAAGAUUUCUUAUCCUGCAAUUCAAUCCCCAACCAGGGAACACACCCAUUGGGUAACAAAAAACGAAGAAAAGAUAGAGGGUGCUGACCUGGUAGCAUGUAGACUGAAAAGAUUAGUAAGUGAAGAGAACUUGUAUUUCAAUGCCAACGUAACUGGUGGUGUGAUGAGUCAAGCUGAGAGUACUGGUAUUGUGUGUGUAUUGGUUCAUGGGACAGUUCACAAAGGUGAUCAGUGUUUGGGAGUUUUCGAACAGAAAUUUGCUUUGCUCAGGGAUCCUUCAUCAGAAAACAACUGGAAAAUUACUCGUGUUUCGCUAAAAAUUUGUGCCAAACUGUACUAUUAGAAACUUAAGUUUUUGAAAUUCUUCUGGACAUGUAAAAAAAAAAAAACAAAGAAACAAAAACCAUUUUGUUCAUGACUAAAAUUGAUGCAAGGAAAUUAUUCCAAAUUAAAACUAUCCAUUGAGACUGUUGCCAGAUAAGCAGCUUCUUAUAAAUGCUCCAUUGAACAUCAAAUUAAAUGUUUUCUACUUUU